Messenger RNA from Sordaria macrospora k-hell, 1407 nucleotides. RefSeq lists its product as uncharacterized. Lineage: Eukaryota; Fungi; Ascomycota; Sordariomycetes; Sordariales; Sordariaceae. Gene Ontology annotation, molecular function: oxidoreductase activity; FAD binding. The record is from RefSeq and is a predicted model, not a curated record.
AUGGGACAAGGUCCCAGCGCACUACAAACGUGCAUCAACGGCAUUGCCGACGGCCGCGGAGGCUUUGCAGCAUACCCAAACCAACCUCUAUACCAACUAUCAUGGGUCAAGCCAUAUAAUCUCGAUAUCAAAGUGGUCCCCGAGGCCGUUGUGAGGCCUAAGGAUACCAACGACGUUGCGGAGGUGAUCAAGUGUGCGACUAAGAAUGGGUACAAGGUGCAGGCCAAGUCGGGAGGGCAUUCAUUUGGGAAUUAUGGCCUUGGAGGAGGUCAAGAUGGCGUUAUCACUAUCGACCUCAAGAACUUCCAGCAGUUCUCUAUGGACAACAAAACAUGGCAAGCCACAAUAGGUGCCGGCAGCCGUCUUGGAGAUGUCACGGAUAGAUUACACGAUGCGGGCGGCCGAGCUAUGGCGCAUGGCGUGUGUCCUGAUGUUGGAAUCGGUGGACAUGCUACCAUUGGCGGCCUCGGCCCAAUGUCGCGUAUGUGGGGAAGUGCUUUGGACCAUGUCGUGGAGGUGGAAGUGGUAACUGCUGAUGGCAAGAUUCAGCGCGCGAGCGAGACUCAAAACUCUGACCUGUUCUGGGGCCUCCGAGGAGCCGCCUCAAGUCUUGGCGUCAUCACCAAGUUCGUCGUGCGCACCCACCCCGAGCCGGCCAAUGUAGUCCAGUACACCUACAACUUCAUCUUCGGCAAAUCCGCCGACGUUGCCUCAACCUACUCCGCCUGGCAAGACUUGAUCUCCGAUCCCAAACUCGAUCGCCGCUUCGGCUCCGAAUUCAUCCUCAACCCCACCGGCGCUAUCAUCACCGGAACCUUCUAUGGCACCGAAUCCGAGUACCGUGCCACUGGAAUCCCCGACCGUCUACCCGGCAAAAAGGAGUGGGUAGGCAACAACGACUGGUUAACCGCUUUCGCCCACGACGCCCAAAACGAAGCUCUCUACCUCUCCGGCCUUGCCACCCCCUUUUACUCCAAAUCCCUCGCCUUCCGCCGCGAAGAACUCAUCAACACCACCGGCAUUGCCAAUAUCUUCAAAUGGACCGACUCGCAAGCAAAGGGGACACCGCUCUGGUUCAUCAUCUUCGACGCCACCGGCGGGGCUAUCGCCGACGUGCCUAUGAACGCCACGGCUUAUUCGCAUAGAGAUAAAGUGUUGUUCUACCAGAGUUAUGGGAUUGGGAUUCCGUUGAGUGGCAAGACGAAGACCUUUUUGGAGAAUUUCCAUAAUCAGCUUACCAAGUGGACAGGCGCGUUUGGGACGUAUGCGGGGUAUGUUGAUCCGAAGCUGAAAAAUGCGCAGGAUCAGUAUUGGGGAGAGAAUUAUGAGGAGUUGAGGAGGGUGAAGAAGAGGUGGGAUCCAAAGGAGGUUUUUUGGAAUCCGCAGAGUGUGAAGCCUGCGCAGUAA